GGCGUAACAGCUACUUGGCUUUCGCCUAUAUUCAAAUCACCUAUGGCAGAUUUCGGUUACGACAUUUCAAAUUUCACUGAAGUUGAUCCGAUAUUUGGCACAAUGGCAGACUUCGAUGCAAUGAUUGCCAAGGCGCACCAACUGGGACUGAAGAUCAUUUUGGAUUUUGUGCCCAAUCACUCGAGCGAUGAGUGCGAGUGGUUCCAGAAGUCGGUACGUCGUGAAGAUGGCUACGAUGAUUUCUAUGUGUGGGAAGAUGGUAAAAUCGAUGCGCAGACAGGCGAGCGUAUGCCACCGAGCAAUUGGGUGAGCGUCUUCAGUGGGUCAAUGUGGACGUGGAACGAGCAGCGUCAGCAAUAUUUCUUACACCAGUUUCUGCCGAAACAACCAGACCUGAACUUCAGAAACCCAAUGGUGCGUGAACAUAUGCUAGCGGUGUUGAAGUUCUGGGCCGAUCGUGGCGUUGAUGGCUUUCGUAUUGAUGCGGUGCCACAUAUUGGUGAAAAACGUUAUGCUAACGGCACAUAUCCAGACGAGCCGAGUAGUGGUUGGAGUGAUGAUCCCAACAGCUACAAUUACCACGAACAUAUCUACACAAAAGACCAACCACUGACGCUUGAAGUCGUUUACGAGUGGCGCCAGUUUUUUGAUGAGUACAAACGGCAGAAUGGUGUAGACACGAUCGCGUUACUUGCAGAAGCCUACUCCUCUGUUGAAGUGCUCAGCGAUUACAUCAACAACGGCACACACUCUGGCACACAGAUACCCAUGAACUUCAAUCUGAUGUCCCUGAUUGGCUACUCGACGGCCAAAAAUGUGGAAGAUUUGGUCAAAGGUUGGAUGGAUACGAUUUGGCCGCGGCAUCAGACGGCCAACUGGGUACUGGGCAACCAUGAUAGCGCACGCUUGGCCAACCGGGUGGGCCGGGAGAAAGUUGACUUGAUGACUAUGCUGGUGCAUGCUUUACCCGGCACUUCAGUCACUUAUUACGGCGAAGAAAUCGGCAUGUCCAAUGUAGUCACUGAAUGCACGCCAGUCUCUUGCGAUGAUCGUGAUCCCGAGCGUACACCCAUGCAAUGGGACACCACAGCGCAUGCCGGUUUCACCACUGGUGCGACAACUUGGCUGCCGGUCUCAGCUGAUUACGAGCAGCUCAAUGUGGCGACGGAACGUAGCGUGGCGCGCAGCCAUUUAAAUAUAUUCAAAGGCAUGACUAAGUUGAAGCAAACUCUAGCUUUCAAGGCUUUCAAGGACGAAAAUGGUUUCUCAUUUGGCGCUGUUUUGCCGCAAGUAUUUCAAGUAGUGAGAACCGCCGCCAAACAGGAGGAAUACCGCAUACUUAUAAAUAUGGGCAACAAAAUAGAAUAUUUGUAUGGCUUGGCAAAUCAGACGAUGGAGUAUGUGCUGCUCAGCCAAUUCUCGCCUCACAGUUAUGGCGAAAAAGUCGAUUUGAGCAAACGGCUAUAUAUGAUGCCUUACGAGGCAGUUGUUCUGCUCUGGUCGACUGAUGGCGACUGAAUGAUGUGCCAGCGGAAAUAUUUUUAUUUUUCUAGUUUGCUUUUAUCAUUAGUAUCUAGAUAAGUGUUGCUUCCAGA
Rhagoletis pomonella (apple maggot) is the source of this 1595-nucleotide messenger RNA. Its product is annotated as maltase A2. NCBI's taxonomy places the organism in Eukaryota, Metazoa, Arthropoda, Insecta, Diptera, Tephritidae. The record is from RefSeq and is a predicted model, not a curated record. Gene Ontology annotation, biological process: carbohydrate metabolic process.